Messenger RNA from Ostreococcus tauri, 579 nucleotides. RefSeq names its product NUDIX hydrolase domain-like. The transcript has a single exon. Lineage: Eukaryota; Viridiplantae; Chlorophyta; Mamiellophyceae; Mamiellales; Bathycoccaceae. Bases 1 to 579 code for a protein of 192 amino acids. The record is from RefSeq and is a predicted model, not a curated record.
AUGGAGGAGGAGACGCUGGCGAUCGUGAACGAGGAGAAUGACGUCGUCGGGGAGAUGGGUCGAAGGCGAACCGUCGCCUCUCGCGCGCUCGGGCGAGGCGCGUUCGCGAUAGUUCUGCGACGAAACGCCGCGCUCGUGACGCGGCGAUCGAUGCGCAAAGACGUCUGGCCGGGGGCGCUCGAUGCGGUGACGAGCGGGGCGUGUCAAGGGAGAGACGGCGGGGCGUACGCGACGACGAUGCGACGCGAGCUGCGAGAGGAGCUCGGAGCAGACGCGAGCGUCGGAGCGAACGUAUCGGAGCUGUUCACGUUUCCGUAUGAGGACAAGUACAUGCGUGUGUGGGGUGCGUGCUUCGAGGUCGUUCUGCGGAACGAUGCGGAGGUCGCGUUCGAGGACGGCGAAGUCGAAGCCGGUUCGGCUUCUUGGGAGCCCCUGGAUGAGCUCGCGAGAAGUCUCGAGGACGGGCGAGAGGAGUUCACGCCGAUAGGGAAGUACGUGUUGAGGUCCUACUUGGCGUUCAAGACGACCGGGGCUUUACCUCCGCAAACUUGGAGCGAGCGACACAUCGAGCCGAGCUGA